ACGCAGGAGGUAAUUGGAAGAGCCGCGCAGGGAAACUUCAGCGGAAUCCUUGUGGUUGGUGAAACUUAAGAUAGGAGUGCAGUCACUUUCUGACCAUCUAGUCUGCCGAGCUGUAGGAGCUUGGAGCGUGGCCGGCCCGGUACAGCAGUCAUCCGCCGUUUUCAUCAGGGACUUUUCUUCCUAAACUACCCACGGAGAGGAACUUUUACCUCUUUUCUAAUUCUUUUCGUUUGGACUAUCAAGCCUCUACCUUAUCAAAAUGUCUGAAAGAGUACAUGCUAUGGGAAUGGACCGGGCACUGCACGGCAGGAUAUCAGCUCGCUAUGACACCGGAGCUGAGCGGGAGGUUCGCGAAUGGAUCAAAACUCUGGUGGGGGAGGAUAUUGGUUCCGGGGCACUCGAGGUGGAGAGAUCCAUGCGCAAUGGAGUCAUCCUUGUGAAACUUUUACAGAAGGUGUAUGAGGGAACCCCGAACUUACCUCCCGCAGCUCGCAGAGUGAAACUGAAGUACAACAACAUGUCCGCUCCCUUCAAACAGAUGGAGAAUAUUGAAACGUUCUUGAAAGGUGCCGAGGCUUAUGGUGUCCCCAAUAACUCCCUGUUCCAGACAGUAGACUUGUAUGAAGGCAGAAAUAUGGCCAUGGUCGUAUCCACUAUCCUCCAAGUUGGGAGUGAGGCCCAAAGGCAUGGAUUCAACGGGCCAACUUGUGGUCCAAAACCAACCGAGAGACAUGAAGUGCAUUUCUCAGACGAACAGCUGAGAGCUGGCCAGGGUAUCAUUGGCCUCCAGGCAGGUACAAACAAAUGUGCCAGUCAGGCUGGUAUGGCCAUGGGCGCCGUCAGACAUAUUGCUGACAUCAGAGCUGACGACGCAUCCAAGGAAGGUCAAACCGUCAUUGGGCUCCAAGCCGGUAGCAACAAGGGGGCUAGUCAAGCUGGCAUGUCCAUGGGUGCCGUCAGACAUAUUGCUGACAUCAGAGCUGACGACGCAUCCAAGGAAGGUCAAACCGUUAUUGGGCUCCAAGCCGGUAGCAACAAGGGGGCUAGCCAAGCUGGCAUGUCCAUGGGUGCAGUCAGACAUAUUGCUGACAUCAGAGCAGAUGAUGCGUCAAGAGAAGGUCAAACAGUUAUCGGGCUCCAAGCCGGAAGUAACAAAGGCGCAAGUCAGAAGGGAAUGUCCAUGGGAGCCGUCAGACAUAUUGCUGACAUUAGAGCUGACGACGCAUCCAAGGAAGGUCAAACCGUUAUUGGUCUGCAGGCCGGAAGCAACAAGGGCGCAAGUCAGAAGGGAAUGUCCAUGGGUGCUGUCAGACAUAUUGCUGACAUCAGAGCUGACGACGCAUCGCGGGAGGGCCAGACGAUGAUUGGUCUGCAGGCCGGAAGCAACAAAGGCGCAAGUCAGAAGGGUAUGUCCAUGGGUGCACAGAGGCAUAUAGCCGAUAUUUCUGUGGAAGAAUUACAAGGAAAAGGUGAUAUCAGUCUGCAGUACGGCAGUAACAAAGGCGCCACUCAGUCCGGCAUGAGCUUCGGUCAGGCCAGGAAAAUGUGAAUGUGAUAUUCUCUUCCAAAUGGAAUUCGAGUCUAUAAAGGCACGAUCUUCGAUGUCAAGUCCAGUUUUUUCAAGGGAUUCGUCUUAAUAAUUUACAGCCCACCACGUGAACAACGACAGAUUUGUUCAAAGCGCGAUAAUUUGUCUUGGGAGUGUACAUUAUACGAUCGCGCAUAUAAAAAUACUAAAAAGAUUAUAAUGAAAAAUAACUACCACGCGAAGCUCACAGAAUUUCAGAGCCCUGGGGUCCUCAACAUUUGUGCACUAGAAAAGUUUUUUUACUACUGUUUGUUAAAUAUGUGUUUGUAGAGACUUCCCUUUUCCUUAUAAUAUUCGCUCACAUUUACCUAGUAUAUUGUCGCCUCCUUAUUGUGAAAUAGGAAUGCAUUGUUGCCCGUACUGUUUAUAUACAUUGACUGUGAAUAUCGCCGCGCUGAUCUAAUAUUCUACACGGAUUGUCUCCCCCUGGUUCCCUGUCGUGGCUCUGGCAGCCAUUCCCUAUACCCCUAUCGACGACACAAGGAACAGUAACGCCAUUACUUGACGUUUGAAGACCUUCUUCUUAUAUUGCCUUCGCAAAUAUGAGCAUGUAUACUUCGCGCAGACUUUGCAAAUUUUUACCAGUUGAAUAUUUUAUCGGACAAUGGGAAGAGAUUUACUUGUAAUUCUGGGAUCGCUGUAGUAGUAUUAUUCGUAUGGGAAGUACGUGAAUAAACAGCCUCGUUCUUUGUA
Molecule: messenger RNA, 2281 nt
Organism: Liolophura sinensis
Lineage: Eukaryota; Metazoa; Mollusca; Polyplacophora; Chitonida; Chitonidae
Product: calponin-1-like
Exons: 5
Coding region: 260-1549 (429 amino acids)
Biological process (GO): actin filament organization; actomyosin structure organization
Cellular component (GO): actin cytoskeleton
Molecular function (GO): actin filament binding
Source: RefSeq, a predicted model, not a curated record